Molecule: messenger RNA, 2610 nt
Organism: Nerophis lumbriciformis (worm pipefish)
Lineage: Eukaryota; Metazoa; Chordata; Actinopteri; Syngnathiformes; Syngnathidae
Source: RefSeq, a predicted model, not a curated record
AUGAUGAUGUCAGUAGAUGUGACCAAUCGCAAUGGCCCCUCUGCCAAGCCUCCCACUUCCCUUAGCCUGCGCUCGUCCCACAACCAGCUCCUCAGCAGUGAUGUCAUCAAACAGGGCUCUUCCACACCUCCCAAGUGUCGCAAAAAGUAUGCGCUCACAAAUAUCCAGACUGCCAUGGGCCUCGGAGAAGCAGGGCCACCGUCAUCAUCCUCUUCAUCACCUCCACCAUUAUUGAGCCCCAACAACCCCAAACUGGCGAAGAACGGGGUCAACCAGCUCCGUAAAGCUGGACAGGAUCACAAUAAAAAUACAACAGAGAUUGAGUGCAAUUCAGAAAGCAUAACGGAUGAUCUGAGUAUUAACACACCUGAGGAGUUUGAAGGCCGCACUGAGGAUGACCCUGAGAAGUGCCCAAAUGGUAACACUCUUCCAGAGUUGGACCCCAGGUCAGAAACAGAAAAUGACUGUAAUGUCAACACUGCAGUGGAUCUCAAAUUGAAUGGCAACUCUGACUUGAACAUUGAAGUGGAGCAGAGCGACGACAUCAGCAUCUUGUCUGAGAAGGAACUUAAGUCUCUAAUGAAGGCUGAGGAUGAUGAGGCGGCAGAGGAACAUCAAAAUGAGGAGAAGAAACCAUUAUUGUUGAUUAAGAGUGAGUCUCCAGUGAAUACAACUCCAGAGAUUAUCUCUGACCACCACUCCAAGGGGUCCCCUGCGCCCCCUCCACCAUUCCAUCCCAGACAUGCCAGCCCAGAGGACACACCUCUACUCUCGGCAGCCUCCUGCUCCUCUUCUUCCUCAUCCUCCCCAGAGACUAAAAAAGACAGAAGGACCGGUGCAAAGACAGACUGCGCUCUGAACCGUAUCCAGAAUUUAAACCCGAGCGAUGAAGAGUUGAGUUGGACCACGUUAUCCCAGGAGAGCAACUCCCCUGAAGAGACAGAUAUCUGGAAUGAGCAGUCAUUCCAAACAGACCCAGACCUGCCGCCUGGAUGGAAGAAGAUCACAGACAUGGCGGGUAUCUACUACUGGCAUAUUCCCACGGGUGCUACCCAGUGGGAGAGACCCGCCACCCACCCUGCACCCCCUGGACAGACAGAGAUCCAGGCGCCGGUUGACCACACGAGCUCGACACCGCGUAAACAGUCGCUGAGCUCGCUCAGCCCUUCCCCCACCACAGACCAAGAGUCAUGUCAGGCCGAGGUUUUCUUCAGGAGCUCCACUCGCUCUGGCAGCACCACAUCAGACAGCUCAGUGGAGCCUCUCAACGAACACAUCAUGCCUACGUGUGGAUUUGUCAACAGCUGUUAUUUUCCUCGAUCCACAUCGCUACAAGGAAUAUCAGAUCAAGAGUGUACCCCCCAGCAUCAAGAAGAUAAAGACAAGAAACACAUGUGGGGUGAUUUUGGCGGAAAGAUUGAUAGUGAGGUGUGGAAGGACUUGCAGGCGGCCACGGUAAACCCUGACCCCAGCUUAAAGGAGUUUGAGGGUGCCACGCUCCGCUACGCAUCACUUAAAUUAAGGAACCGUCCAGCAGUUGAAGAAGACGACUCUACCACCGGCAACAGUGAUCCACAAUCAAAGUGUUUUGCAGUCCGCUCUCUGGGAUGGGUUGAGAUGGCUGAGGAGGACCUGGCACCGGGAAAGAGCAGCGUGGCUGUUAACAACUGCAUCCGGCAGCUCUCUUACUGCAAGAAUGACAUCAGAGACACAGUCGGCAUUUGGGGCGAGGGGAAAGACAUGUACCUGUUGCUGGAGAAUAAUAUGUUAAAUCUAGUUGACCCGAUGGACCGCAGUGUUCUUCACUCUCAACCUAUCGCCAGUAUCCGUGUCUGGGGCGUUGGCCGCGACAAUGGCAGGGAUUUUGCAUAUGUGGCACGGGAUAAAAACACAAGGAUCCUAAAAUGUCAUGUGUUCCGCUGUGACACGCCCGCCAAAGCCAUCGCCACCAGCCUCCAUGAGAUCUGCUCCCGGAUUAUGACAGAGCGAAAGAAUGCCAAAGCGAUGGCAGGAGGCUCUCUCCAGGACAGGAUUCAGGCGGGCCUAGAUCUUCCGUUACAAGAAUUUCCUACACCAAAGAGUGAGCUGGUUCAGAAGUUUCAGGUCCUCUACCUUGGAAUGAUGCCGGUUGCCAGACCUAUAGGCAUGGACAUUCUAAAUGGAGCCAUAGGAAGUUUAGUCACUUCUUCUAACAAAGAGGACUGGACUCCAGUGGCUCUCAACGUGGCUGAUGCCACAGUCACAAUCAGCAAAGACAAGGAUGAAGAAGAAGUGCUGGUGGAGUGCCGCGUACGUUUCCUGUCUUUUAUGGGUGUAGGACAUGACGUCCGUACUUUCGCCUUCAUCAUGGACGCUGGCGGCCAUCGCUAUGACUGUCAUGUGUUCUGGUGCGAGCCCAACGCCGGCAGUGUGUCUGAGGCUGUUCAAGCUGCUUGUAUGCUACGGUACCAGAAGUGUUUGGUGGCGCGGCCACUCUCCCAGAAGGCCUGCGGCUCGUCGCCGCCGGGCGACUCCGUGUCCCGUCGGGUGUCGACCAGCGUCAAACGAGGCGUCCUCUCCCUCAUCGACACCCUCAAACAGAAGCGGCCCGUCACAGAGUUGCCACAGUGA